UUUCCGAUUAGAUUGGAAUGGAGUAGGGCUCUGUAUUCAGAAGAGUACAAAAUUCAUCAAGAUUCAUUAUUUCUCGACGCCCUCCAAACCAAUGUAUUUGACGAUUAUAAAGAUAAUGCAGAGGACCAGGAUUCCACAUCAUCAACACGACUUCUGACCACAUUCAUAGCCGAAGUUUCCUCAGGAUCAGAAUGUCUAGAAUUUCAAAUAGAACAUUGCCGAAGCUCAGAAGUGGAUUUGGUGGGCCUUCAAGUUUGGCGAGGAGCCUUACUUCUAAGUGAUUUUAUUCUGGCCCAGCCUCAACAUUUCAAAAAUAGGCAUGUCAUUGAAUUGGCCGCUGGAACCGGAUUAACCUCGAUUGUGGCUGCCAAAUGGGCCCGACACGUUCUUUGCACGGAUGUGGACCGUGGCGAGAUCCUGGAUUUGAUCCGAUCUAAUGUCAAGUUGAAUGGUUGUGACAACGUGUGUAAAAUAGAAGAGAUAAAUUUCUUUGAAACGAGUUGGCGGGUCCAACUUCAACGAGAAAUUGAUACUGCUGAGGUGGUUUUAGUGGCCGAUGUGGUCUAUAAUCCAGAAAUUACCGCACAAUUCUUCAACAGCUUGCAAUUUAUUCUGGAUAGGAAUCCGAUAGUGGAGGUGUUCUUGGCGAUUGAGCAACGCUGUCAAAUGAAUGAGCAAGGAGAGUUGAUUUCUCCAAAUUUUGACCAUUUUUGUGCUCUUUUAAGUGGCUUAGCGGCAAAAAAUGGUCAAUCCACGAUAUUGAAAGAACUCCCAUGUGAUUUUCCCCGGUUCUUCAAUAGCUAUGAACGUGUCAAAAGACUUCAUUUAUGGCAUAUUGCUCGACUGUGA
This is a messenger RNA of Tigriopus californicus, 849 nucleotides long. Its product is annotated as methyltransferase-like protein 22. The record is from RefSeq and is a predicted model, not a curated record. Lineage: Eukaryota; Metazoa; Arthropoda; Copepoda; Harpacticoida; Harpacticidae. The transcript has 5 exons. The annotation marks the transcript as partial. Gene Ontology annotation, biological process: protein methylation. Gene Ontology annotation, molecular function: protein methyltransferase activity. Gene Ontology annotation, cellular component: nucleus.